ACACACCUACAUAUACAAUACAAGACGGGGCAACAGCACGAAUUUACUGCGCUGAACAAAACUCACUUGUCGCACUUUUCCACGAAUGCCAGCGCGGUGAAACUGAAACGAAAGCCACCCCACCCGCCGCAGCAACGCAGGAUCAGUCAGGAUCCAGCCCGAGCCCUAGGAGCAUCCCAGGAGGAGCAGCAGCGCAACAGCAGCCCACUUUCGCAACCCGCAGAUUCACCCUAGGCAGCCCCCCCCAUUAAAAAUGGUCAAGCUGUUCGCGUUGAGCAUCUUCCACAAGGGCGCCAGCGAGGCGCGUCUCCUAAAGACCGCCGCCGACCUGCAGUCCUUCUCCUUUUUCCAACGUGGCACCGUCAAUGAGUUCAUGACCUUCGCAUCCAAGACCAUCGUGGAGCGCACACAGCCGGCCCUGCGGCAGUCGGUCAAACAGGACGCCUACAUGUGUCAUGUCUAUGUGCGGGCAGACAAUCUGGCCGGUGUCCUCAUUGCCGAUCAUGAGUAUCCGCAUCGCGUGGCCCACACACUGAUCACAAAGAUCCUCGACGACUUCACGGCCAAGGUGUCGGCGGAUCAGUGGCCCAAUGGCACGGAGGCCACCAUCUCGUUCGAUUUGCUGCCAGCGUUCCUGGCACGCUAUCAGAAUCCCGUCGAAGCCGAUCCGCUGACGAAAAUGCAAAACGAUCUGGACGAGACGAAGAUCAUCCUGAAGAAUACCAUCGAGGCGGUGCUGGAGCGGGGCGAGAAGCUGGACGACAUGGUCAGCAAGUCGGAGAAGUUGUCGCUGCAGAGCAAGGCCUUCUACAAGACGGCGAAAAAGACAAACUCCUGCUGCAGCUUCACCUAGGCGCCGCCAACCACAUCUCAUUCCCCCACCACACCACCACGCUCCAAUCCUCUCAAGGAACCACAGAAAACACCAGAUGAUGAAAAUCAAAGACAAACAAAGAAACACAAAGGAUAACACGAUAACACCAACAAACAAACUACAAACCAAACAAACUGCUUGGGAGCGGCGCGGCUUGGAGUUUGAUGAUGAUUGCUUUUUAUAAAUGAAUUAGUUAAUUUUAUAUACUAUAUAUACUAUACUGUAUGAAUAGGAAGGCCAGUUGCCAGUUAUGUAAGCCCGCUAACCCAAUGUUUACUCGUCUGCGGAUCUUCGGGUCCUGUCUGUAUAUGUCUACGCUUUGGAUAUCUGGAUGUUAUUAUUACCAAUACAAAUUACGAUCUUAACCCA
Drosophila subpulchrella is the source of this 1243-nucleotide messenger RNA. It is a transcript of the gene Ykt6, whose product is annotated as synaptobrevin homolog YKT6. The record is from RefSeq and is a predicted model, not a curated record. Gene Ontology annotation, molecular function: SNAP receptor activity. The transcript has 2 exons. Gene Ontology annotation, cellular component: Golgi apparatus. Bases 254 to 853 code for a protein of 199 amino acids. Gene Ontology annotation, biological process: endoplasmic reticulum to Golgi vesicle-mediated transport. NCBI's taxonomy places the organism in Eukaryota, Metazoa, Arthropoda, Insecta, Diptera, Drosophilidae.